AUGAAUGAGUCCUUCGCUUUUUGGUUUCCGUCAGUCUGGACGCUGAUCGGUGCCAUUUUCACUAUUAUCUCUUUUUUCCUCUCUCUUUGUCUCGCGCUUGGCAAACGCGAUAUACGGGACGAUGUCUUAGCACUGAGGACGGCAGCAACCGCGCGUGGGCAGUUGCUUGCCCAGGUGCUAGACACACUUCGUGAAUUGAGGAUCGACUUGCAGGCGCUGGCCAGUACAGUUCGGGAGAUUCACGAAGAUGCUGUCAGAUUGAAGACAGGACAACAGAAGCCAGCAAAUCCUGUUGUUCUCGAGAUCUUGACUGACCCCUGGAAUUCGACCACAGGUCACCCGAAGAUCCAGAGAAGGUUUGGGCCUUUCUCCUUUCAAGGUUACUUGAGAGCUCAAGCCGAAGCCCUGGCAAGAGAACGGAUGAAGGCCGCGCCCGAUCCACUCCACGACGUGGAUUGA
This is a messenger RNA of Bipolaris zeicola 26-R-13, 459 nucleotides long. RefSeq lists its product as uncharacterized. The transcript is spliced from 2 exons. Bases 1 to 459 code for a protein of 152 amino acids. NCBI's taxonomy places the organism in Eukaryota, Fungi, Ascomycota, Dothideomycetes, Pleosporales, Pleosporaceae. The record is from RefSeq and is a predicted model, not a curated record.